Quercus robur (English oak) is the source of this 3783-nucleotide messenger RNA. Its product is annotated as G-type lectin S-receptor-like serine/threonine-protein kinase RKS1. The record is from RefSeq and is a predicted model, not a curated record. Gene Ontology annotation, biological process: protein phosphorylation; recognition of pollen. Gene Ontology annotation, molecular function: ATP binding; protein serine/threonine kinase activity. The transcript is spliced from 7 exons. The coding region runs from base 1075 to 3588 and encodes 837 amino acids. Lineage: Eukaryota; Viridiplantae; Streptophyta; Magnoliopsida; Fagales; Fagaceae.
AGGGGGUAAGUGAAAAAAGGAGUCAUAGUGAAGCAGAGUAAAGUAUAAUUUUCCCUAUAAACUUUGUUGUAUAUUUCACAAGACCAAUGGGGUAACAGGUCUUAAUUAUCUAUCUUAUGGUCUAAAAUAAUGAUAAUAAUAAGAUGUGCUUUUUUAGGCAUACCAUCGUUUAACUUGACCAAAUAAAUCAACCCCAAGUUAGGUUAGUAAUUUACAAUCUGUGUAUCACAAAAUGAAAUCACCAAAGAGCCAAAUUAACCAACUCUUUUGGGUGCACGUGAGAUUUUGACGAGUCCAUGAAAUGUUAUAGAUCACUAACAAAUGAAUUAUUCUUCAGCAAGCUAUAUAUGAUCACAAGUUUGGAGUUUGAAACCUAUUACUUUUGUUUCUUUAAAUAGUAAAUGUCAAUAUGAUUAAGAUGUAAAGUUAAUUUUGUACUAAGUUGCCUCUCUGUCACACAAGGCAAAGGAAGCACGUACCUCCUUGAGUUUGAUAGACCAACCACGCUAUACUAAUAAAAAAUGCAUUCCAGUCCACGGCACAAUAGCACCACAAAGAUUUACUAAAGGAAAAAUAAAAAAGAAAAAAGAAAAAUGUAAUUGUCAUACAUGCGUAAAUAACUUGCUGCGCUAUAUAAUAGAUGGUGAUACAACAUGUUUGAACAUUAUAUGCAUAUUACAUUAUUACUAUUCCAUAGCAUUGAACAAACAUGUCAUAAAUUUUAUUUCAUCAGAUAGAAAACUUUAAUUUGACAUGCCAAUAGGCAUACAAGUGUCUCCAACUCUACAAUUUACAAUAUACAUUGGGAUAACUUUUCAGCAGUCAAUUUUCAAAAUGAGAAAUUUAUCUAUUAGAUGUAAUUCUGGUUGGCUGAUGAUUCUUAUUGACUUUGUAAGCUGGCUUAUUGAAUUGAUGUAAUAUCCUUUUUGCCAUGCUACUUUUUGGUUUGAAAGAAGGGAUGCUUAGUCCUAAAAAAAACAAAAUUGUCAGAGACAGCUGCUAUCAGAGAGAGAGAGAGGACUUCAUAAUUCUCUCUCUCUCUAGCUCUUUUGGUAGGGUGAAGCUAGCAGAAACAUGGAUGCUGAAAAAAUAGUCAUGUCUUUGAUUCUGAUCAUUCUUUUGUUUCCAUUUUGCACUUCCCUUAACACCUUCACACCAGACCAAUCCAUCAAGGAUGGCCAAUCUUUGAUUUCCAAAGAAAAUAAUUUUGCCUUAGGCUUCUUCAGCCCCAGCAACUCCAGCUAUCGGUAUCUUGGUAUCUGGUAUGUUAAAGUGACAAAACAAACUGUUGUUUGGGUUGCGAACAGGAAUGAUCCUGUCAAAGAUUCCUCUGGAGUUCUCUCCAUCAACCAGUUUGGAAAUCUUGUCCUCCAUGACAGUUUUAACCGUCUUCUUUGGUCUACAAAUGUUUCUGUCCAAGAGACAACCUCCUGUGUUGCUCAGCUUCAAGAUUCAGGAAACCUGGUAUUGAUUCAGGGCAAUAACAAAAAGGUGUUAUGGCAAAGCUUUGACUAUCCUACAGACACUUUGCUUCCAAACAUGAGGCUUGGGUUGAAUCGGAUAAUUGGGCUAGACAGGUUCCUGACAUCUUGGAAGUCAGAAGAUGACCCUGGAACUGGGGACUACUUCUAUAAGAUGAAUCCUACUGGCUCUCCACAGGUCUCCUUAUAUAAGGGUUCGACCCUUUAUUGGCGGUCAGAUCCAUGGCCAUGGAAAACAUCAUCAUCAGCAGCAGCAUCAGUCUCAUCGGUUUUUUAUAACGAUUUUGUUAACAACAAAGAUGAAGUAUCUUACGCAUUCUUUUUGGACGACCUCUCCAUCAUUUCUAGACUAGUGGUUGACAAUUCCGGAUUGCUCCAAAACCUUAUGUGGAAUGAUGAUGAUCUUCAAUGGAAGGAAUCCUGGUCAGCACGUAAAUACCAGUGUGAUUACUAUGGACACUGUGGUCCAAAUAGUAAAUGUGUUCUUGAUUCGGAUGACAAUUCUAAUAAGUUCGAGUGUACAUGUUUGCCAGGGUAUGAACCCAAGUCACCAAAGGAUUGGUAUCUCAGAGAUGGUUCUGGGGGGUGUGUAAGGAAGCAGCCGGGGUUUUCUAUGUGUGGAAAUGGAGAAGGGUUUGUGAAGUUGACACGUUUGAAGGGUCCAGAUUCAUCCAAUGCAGCGUGGAUGGACAUGAGUAUGAGUAGCUCAGAGUGCGAGAAGGCAUGCUUGAGUAAUUGUUCUUGCACAGCUUUUACCAGCAUGAAUAUUGAUGGGAAGGGGACCCGCUGUUUGGCAUGGUAUGGUGAAUUGAUGGACAUUUCAGAGAAUACAUUAGAACCGUGGGAUCUAAAUGUACGUGUGGAUGCAACGGAGUUAGCUACUUACACUAGGAAGUCCAAAGGUUUUCUUGGCCCCAAGGGGCGGAGGGCUGUUAUAAUUAUAUCUGUUUCUGUGCCAUUGUUUCUGGUGUCCUUGAUAGCCUAUAUGUGGCUAAUGAAGAGGAAAAAAAAAGUGAAGAGAAAUUUGCAAAAUCAAUCAUUAUCUUUUAUUGGCACCAAAGACUCUUUGGAGGGGAAUGAGCUUGAGGACAAUAGUAGACAUCCUGAUUUAUCAAUUUUCGAUCUAAGUCGCAUAGUUUCUGCCACUGACAAUUUCUCUCCGUCCAACAAACUUGGGCAAGGUGGUUUUGGCUCUGUUUUUAAGGGUCAAUUACCUAAUGGACAACAAAUAGCUGUAAAAAGGCUAUCCAAGAGUUCAGGACAAGGAAUAGAAGAAUUCAAAAAUGAAGUUACUUUGAUUGCAAAACUUCAACAUAGGAAUCUUGUCAAAAUUUUUGGCUGUUGCAUUCAAGAGGAAGAAAAGAUGCUGAUUUAUGAGUACAUGCCCAACAAAAGCUUGGACUCCUUCAUUUUUGAUCCUACAAGAAGUUCAUUGCUAAAUUGGAGGAAACGCUUUGAAAUCAUCGUUGGGAUUGCUCGUGGAAUUUUGUAUCUUCAUCAAGACUCAAGAUUAAGAAUUAUUCAUAGAGAUCUGAAAACCAGCAAUAUUCUACUAGAUGAUGAGAUGAACCCCAAAAUUUCUGAUUUUGGCAUAGCCCGUAUAUUCAAAGGGGACCAAAUCCAAGACAAGACAAACAGAGUUGUUGGAACAUAUGGUUAUAUGUCACCGGAGUAUGCUGUAUUUGGAAAAUUUUCAACAAAAUCAGAUGUCUUUAGUUUUGGUGUCAUAAUGUUGGAGAUCGUAAGUGGCCAGAAGAACAACAAUUCGUAUCAAGAGCAUACUUCCCUAACUUUGAUCGGGCAUGUUUGGGAACUAUGGAGAGAAGAUAAAGCUAUGGAUAUAGUUGAUUCAUCGCUAAAUGAGUCAUUUGUUUCUCAAGAAGUCUUGAGAUGCAUUCAAGUUGGGCUCUUAUGUGUGCAAGAAGACGCAAUGGAUCGACCAACAAUGUUGGCAGUUCAUCUCAUGCUAAGUAGUGAAAUAACUCUUCCUUCUCCAAAAGAGCCUGCCUUCAUUUUCAGAAGAACAGGCAAUGAUCUAGGAUCAACCACAGGAGAGGGAUCUCACUCUAUAGACCGCGUGACAAUAACUAAGCUUGAAGCUCGCUAAAGUUGAAGAUUUGAGUUAGCUGUAUCUUAUUGCUUCUACAUGGAUUUAUGGGAAAAAUUAACAUUUACUCUUUUUGUAUUAAAGAACAAUUAUAUAAUUUCUUAUUCUUUUUUCUCUUUUCUUUCUUUCCUUUUUGUACCAAGCAAUUCAAAAUUAAAAUAUAAAUGCUGGUGAAAACAGCCUACUUCAGUGGAA